AUGGUGCGAGAGGCGGGAGCGAUCGAGGCCGUCGUCAGCGCCAUGACCACGCACGCGGACGACGCGGGGGUACAGCAGGCUGCGUGCUGGGCCCUGCGACAUACCGUCAGUUUCAUCAAAAAGAGCAAGGCGCGGGCGUCGGAGGCGGGAGCGAUCGAGGCCGUCGUCAGCGCCAUGUCCACGCAUGCAGACCACGCGGGGGUACAGCAGGCUGCGUGCGAGGCCCUGGACUACACUAUCAGCUUCAGAGAUGAGAGCCAGGCGCGGGCACGAGAGGCGGGAGCGAUCGAGGCCGUCGUCAGCGCCAUGUCCACGCACGCGGACGACGCGGGGGUACAGCAAGCUGCUUGCUGGGCACUGAAGCAUAUAGUCGAUCACAUCGAAGAGAGCCAGGCGCGGGCACGAGAGGCGGGAGCGAUCGAGGCCGUCGUCAGCGCCAUGUCCACGCAUGCAGACCACGCGGGGGUACAGCAAGCUGCGUGCGAGGCCCUGGACAACACUAUCAGCUUCAGGGAUGAGAGUCAGGCGCGGGCGCGGGAGGCGGGAGCGAUCGAGGCCGUCAUGAGAUGCCUCGAUAGGCACGCGGACGACUUGAAAGUGCAGCAGGCUGCGUGCUGGGCCCUAAAGUACACAAUGCAGUACUUCCGAUACCAGGGCACAGCGAGAGAUGCGAAAGCGAUCGAGGCCGCGGGAGCGAUCGAGGCCGUCGUCGGUGCCAUGUCCACGCACGCAGACAAGAAAUGGCUACAAAAUGAUGGAUGCAAGGCCUUGCGCAGCAUGACGGAGGGCAUGGCAGACAGCCAGGCGCGGGCGCGGGAGGCGGGAGCGAUCGAGGCCGUCGUCAGCGCCAUGUCCACGCACGCAGACGAGAUGUGCUUGCAGUGGUCAGCAUGCGAAGCCCUUGAGAGCAUGACGGAGGGCAUGGCUGACAGCCAGGCGCGGGCGCGGGCGGCAGGAGCGAUCGAGGCCGUCGUCAGCGCCAUGUCCACACAU
Messenger RNA from Guillardia theta CCMP2712, 993 nucleotides. RefSeq lists its product as hypothetical. The transcript is spliced from 2 exons. NCBI's taxonomy places the organism in Eukaryota, Cryptophyceae, Pyrenomonadales, Geminigeraceae. The record is from RefSeq and is a predicted model, not a curated record. The annotation marks the transcript as partial. Gene Ontology annotation, molecular function: protein binding.